UCCUACUAUAUAAUAUUAGCAUUAGUAUAUUACUAUGAAAUUCUUCAAAGAAAAUCCCGGAGAAGUAGAGGCUGUUGAUGAUAAUGAUUACAAUGCUACGAGUCAACAUAUAUUCCUAUAUAUAAUUCUCCACUAUAAUUUAUCUGUUUAAAACCCGACCCAUUAUAAAUAACUUCCCACAACUCUCCAUCCCACUAGCUGAGGCCAAAAUCGAGAUGGGUGCAGGAGAUUUUGUGGGCCCGGAAGUUGAAAUUGAAGUUGUGAUGAGUCUGAGAUCAAAAACUCCGGUGGUCGGUUGUGAAAUUAACCCUUCUGUUCGGGUUAGUGGACAUGGGUCGGGUCAGCCUCCUCCACACACCCUCAACUUCACUUGGUACCGUGAGAGGAGUACUGCUGCAACAGACGCCCAGGAAGUCUGCUCCUUGGAAUCACAUUUAUCUGUUACUGAUGCAUCAGAUAUCAACCCCCUUCGUCCUAUUGAUGAGAUGGCACAGAAAAACAAUCCUGCAACCAAUCCUUUGCAUGCUGCUGGUAAUGUAUUGCCACUUGACUUAAGCUAUCACAAUGUGAUUGAUGUUAAAAGAGAAGGAAUAACAUGGAUUAAGUUAGGAUCUUCAAGAUCUUAUGUACCAUCUUCAGAUGAUGUGGGUUUUGCUUUGAAAUUAGAAUGUGUCCCUAUUGACCAUUCAACUGGCGUGCAUUUGUCCCAGGUGUUUGUCGUUUUAACUAAUCCUGUCAUAAUAUUUCCUGCUCCUAGCCCUCGUUCUAUGAUUUCAGUAGGAUCUGCAAAGAAGUCUGAGUGUUCAAGUAUUGAACCACAGUCUAUUAGUGGUAUAAACUUUUCUGUACUCUCGUAUAAUAUCCUUGCCGAUCUAUAUGCUAGUAGGAAUGCCCACCAGAAUACACCUGCUUGGGCGCUUACGUGGGAAUACCGGAGUCAAAAUUUACUUAACGAGCUUAUUGGUUAUCAUGCAGAUAUCGUUUGCCUUCAGGAGGUACAAAGUGAUCAUUUUGAUACAUUGUUUCAACCUGAGAUGGAAAGACAUGGCUAUUCAUCAGUUUAUAAGAAAAAAACCAAAGAGGUGUAUACUGCUAACCAGUAUAUAACCGAUGGAUGUGCGAUAUUUUUCCGCGAUGACAAAUUCAAGCUAAUCAUUAAAUAUGAGCUUGAAUUUGAUAAUCACCUUUUUCCUGUAGUUGACAUGUUGCCACCAAAUCAGAGAAAUGAAGUUUGCUUUCGCCUGAUGAAGGGUAACAUUGCAGUUGUCUUAAUAUUAGAAGCAGUAGGAAAUGACAGUAUGCAGAAUGGCCUGAAGCCCAGGAUUGGUGUGGCAAACACUCACAUACAUGCCGAUACAAAUUUCCAAGAUGCUAAAAUGUUUCAGGUGGUCAACUUCAUUAAAGGACUAGAAGAAAUUUCAAAUUCACAGAUUCCUCUUUUGAUAUGCGGGGACAUGAACUCGCUUCCAAAAAGUGAUCCCUAUAAAUUUGUACGUGAGGGAAAAGUUAGACAUGUUAGCAACAAACUCAGAGAUCCAUUGGGAAUACAGAAACAUAUGGUGUUUAGUCACUCCAUGCGCUUGGCUAGUGCUUAUACGUCACUGGGUCAAUCUGUAAGUGUGGACGGAAAGCAGAAAGCAAAAAUGAACAGUAAAACUGGAGAGCCGAAGUUUACAAACUUUGGUUCAGGACAUCCACGGACUCUAGACUAUAUUUUCUACACAGAUGAUCUAAAGGUCGAAGAGCUAUUGGAGCUUCUUGAUAAGAGGAACAUUGGAGGCCAUGCUCUUCCAUCACCUCUAUGGUCUUCAGAUCACAUUGCACUCAUGGCAAGUUUUAGCUAUAAGCAAGGUUAUAUAAGCCAACAACUUUCAGUACCUCGGAACCCAUGGGAAGGUAAAACCCCUGGAUUAAAAUUACUUCUUAUGGAAGAAUUUGGUGAAGGUAAUGAGUACACUAGCAGGCACUGUAAACUUCUCUCUUAAAAGACCCUGACAACUUCUUGUUUUAUACACCCUUACAGAUGUAAAUAGCAACAGUAAUAAACUAUAUAGGGGUAGAAUAACUAUAUAGAAGAAUGACAAUUUCAUAGUGUCUAUGAAAUGUAUUUAGUCUACUUUUACUUGUCCUUGUAAACACUAACCAAUCUCGUAUAUAGAUGGCCUUCAGAAUCUUACUUUGCUAUUGAUGCAAGACUUGA
Molecule: messenger RNA, 2200 nt
Organism: Daucus carota subsp. sativus
Lineage: Eukaryota; Viridiplantae; Streptophyta; Magnoliopsida; Apiales; Apiaceae
Product: carbon catabolite repressor protein 4 homolog 1
Exons: 11
Coding region: 216-1985 (589 amino acids)
Biological process (GO): nuclear-transcribed mRNA poly(A) tail shortening
Cellular component (GO): CCR4-NOT complex; cytoplasm; nucleus
Molecular function (GO): poly(A)-specific ribonuclease activity
Source: RefSeq, a predicted model, not a curated record